This is a messenger RNA of Dissoconium aciculare CBS 342.82, 626 nucleotides long. RefSeq lists its product as uncharacterized. The coding region runs from base 82 to 450 and encodes 122 amino acids. Lineage: Eukaryota; Fungi; Ascomycota; Dothideomycetes; Mycosphaerellales; Dissoconiaceae. The record is from RefSeq and is a predicted model, not a curated record. The transcript has a single exon.
GCUCGUAUUGUCCGGGCAAAGUGGAGACAGUGUGUGGUGAUUGUGUAUGACGAAGAGAACGAGUGGUCGUGACACCUAAACAUGCACACACGCACACACACACAUGAACCACCGUUCUACCACCUCCCCCAUUCACUCCCACUGCCGCCCACUGCUUGUUACACGCUACUCACUAUGCGCACACACCUGGGCACCUACACACCUGCCGGUUCACUACGACACACACUUGCUCUCACACACACACACACACACUCCCCCAUUCACUCCCACUGCCGCCCACUGCUUGUUACACGCUACUCACUAUGCGCACACACCUGGGCACCUACACACCUGCCGGUUCACUACGACACACACUUGCUCUCACACACACACACACACACACACGCAAAUCCGUCACUCUCCCUCACGAUGCUCUUCCUCCCUCUUUUCUUAUAUAACUCCCUCCCUUGACGCCACCUCACUUCUUUCUCCUUCCCUUUCUCUAUCCAACAACAACAAAGAGCUUUUCUCUUCCUUUCGCCGGACGAAUUCAAUUCUCACUGCACGAGCUGGUCUCUUGUGCGCAACACACUCUCUCAAACUUGCCCCAUUGCAAACUUCAAAUAAGCCUUCUCAACCGAUCAAUC